This is a messenger RNA of Halichondria panicea, 1410 nucleotides long. Its product is annotated as protein NDRG1-like. The coding region runs from base 80 to 1096 and encodes 338 amino acids. NCBI's taxonomy places the organism in Eukaryota, Metazoa, Porifera, Demospongiae, Suberitida, Halichondriidae. The transcript is spliced from 13 exons. Gene Ontology annotation, cellular component: cytoplasm. Gene Ontology annotation, biological process: signal transduction. The record is from RefSeq and is a predicted model, not a curated record.
AUCUCUGUUACAGCUGCAUGCUCUGUGAAACUAGCUAGCUAGCUAUCUUGCAUGCAGUGAGUGAGUGGCACCAACUAUAAUGGAAGAGGCUGCAGAUACUGCUCAAGUGAACUUUGAAAUAGUUGACUUGUACAGUCUGGACCGUGAGACUGCUCUCAUUGACACUCCAUAUGGAGGGGUAUCAGUUACACUCCAGGGUGAUAAAGGAGACCCUGCUAUCCUUACCUAUCAUGAUAUCGGACUCAACCAUUGUAGCAACUUUGGCACCUUCCUAGGGAGCAAGUCUAUGGAGGCCCUGGCUGACAAGUUCUGCUGGUAUCACAUCAACGCCCCAGGGCAGGAAUUUGGAGCUGAGAAGUUGCCAGUCGACUUUUCCUAUCCCACCAUGACACAACUGGCGGAGCAAAUAGAGUACAUUAUGGACUACUACCAGCUGGCCCACUUUAUCGGCCUGGGGGUAGGAGCUGGAGCCAAUGUUCUCGCUAGAUAUGCUAUGCUGAAUCCAGAGCGUGUCAGUGGUCUUAUCUUAAUCAACUUGGAGCCACAAGCCAUGUCCUGGACCCACCCAGCCUGGCUGUCUGGAAAGGCUGUCCAGUGGCAGUUGAAAGGACGUGAGAUUGGAAUUCCUCGACUAGCGGCCAUCCAUCUCAAACACCACGCUUUUGGUUCAAUUUCUGGAGCACUGGAUGGAGAUUUAGUGCGAUCCUACAUGGAAGAGCUUAGUGUUCAGCAGCCCAACAACCUGGCCCUGCUCAUGGACUCCUACCACAAGCGGUCCAGUAUAACUGGCGACUUCAUCAAGCUUAUGGAGUGUCCCUGUCUGUUUGUUGUGUCUGGUAGUUUCACACACAAGGAAACGCUGGUCAAGCUCUGCUCACUGCUGCCACAAGGAAAAGCAACUUAUCUGGAGAUUUCCAACACAAGUGGACUCCUACUAGAGGAGCAACCUGCUCGACUAGCCAUUGCCCUCCAGCUGUUCCUACAAGGCCUUGGGCUAGUCCCUGCCCUCUCCACCCACCACACUUGUCCCUCCCUACACACUAGCAUGGUGUUAGAGGGCAUAUCCGCCCCGCUAUACCCCAUAGCAGCCAGCUGAGAUAGAGGGAGAAACACUGCAACAUUGUCACUAUAUAAACACCGUUAUAUAUGCCGUGGCAGUUAAACUAAACAUGGAACAUAGACUAUAUAUAUAAGUGUUAGACAUUGUUUUGGUGAUCUGUACUUCAUUAAUUAUAUCAGGAGUGCCUUAUGUUUAGUGACCUAGGUAUUCAUGCUAUGUCUGUAUGGCCACCUAUUCACAGGGUGUGUUUUGACUGACUGGCUGACUUCUAAUCAUUCCCACAUAAUUAAUUUAUAAUAAACUGUGAAAGCAUUUUAUCUACUAUUACAUCAAGAUUGCACAACAUUAAA